UGUAAUCCAGCCUUUCUAUUCUGCUGGCUUGGUUGCUUGCUCUACAAUCAGUCUAGUUGGGGUUGAGGCAGGUUGGAAGAUGGCCGUUAACGUGCGCCAGUGUUUCCUGCUGGCCCUGCUGCUGGGAGCAAACGUGUUGACCAGCGUUCGUGCUCAAGAGGUGAAUGAGGCGGGUGUGUCUGAGGCAUGGACCAGCAGGGCUUGUAAGUGUGACUGCCAAGGAGAAUCCCCGACUGAGUUUUCCUCCAUCGUGUCUCCAGCCGGCUCUCCCAUGGUGCGAGGUGUGGACUGCAUGCCAGAGUGUCCGUACCACAAGCCGCUGGGCUUCGAGGCCGGAUCUGUGAGUCCGGACCAGAUCACCUGCUCCAACCAGGAGCAGUACACCGGCUGGUUCUCCUCCUGGCUCCCCAGCAAGGCCCGGCUCAACAGCCAGGGCUUUGGGUGUGCUUGGCUGUCCAAGUUCCAGGACAACACCCAGUGGGUGCAGAUUGACCUGAGGGAGGUGAUGGUGGUUUCAGGGAUCCUGACCCAAGGUCGCUGUGACGCUGAAGAAUGGAUCACCAAGUACAGCAUUCAGUACCGCUCUGAAGACAAACUCAACUGGAUCUACUACAAAGACCAGACUGGAAACAACAGGGUCUUCUAUGGUAACUCGGACCGCUCCUCCUCCGUGCAGAACCUCCUGCGCCCGCCCAUCGUGGCACGCUACAUCCGCAUCCUCCCACUCGGAUGGCACACGCGCAUCGCUCUGCGCAUGGAGCUGCUGCUCUGCAUGAACAGAUGCAAUUGAAAUUUUCGCUCCUGCUUCCCCGAGGCCUCGCCGCACAUCUCCACCUGAGUCUGUACUUAAAGCCCCAACAUAAAAGUGUGUGGUCAGUGAUUAGAUCAGCAGAUUUGUCUAAAUCUGUGUGUGGCCCCAGCCUACAUGAAUAAAAACUGAUAUUUGGUAAAACCACUUCCAAUUCUGAUUAAAUAUACAACAAAUGAAACACAUUUGACUAGUCUGAUGGCAAUAAACCAGAUUUCUUUGUCUUGUAAAAUGGGUGUGUAUGCUCUUUCACGAGCUCAUUAGCACGCACACUCCUGUUAGUUCUGUUAAACCAGUCUCACACUGCAGUUUUAAAAUCAGAUGAGUUUUCAGCAGAUUGUUGCAUUUGCAAUCAAGUGACAUAAAUUCAAAGAGCCAUGGAGAGGAAACAGUGUAAUGGAGAUUGUUUCCACAGAUUUGAUUUGGGACAUGCCCUUCUAAAGGCCUCUUUUUUUUUGUUACAUGUUUCCUAACCGUUGACCACUUCGUCUGGUGUUUAGUGGUCAACAGGGAAUUUACUUUUCUAAAUCUCAGUCAGUCUCUCUUCCUUACUGACCUUAAUUAUGGCCCAGUGAUUUUACUUUUUUUUCCCCAGUGAUUUUUUUUCUAUUUGUGAACAAUCACCAUUUUUAAACUCAGGCAAAAGUACUUUGUUUGUUUACUGAUAUCAUAUGUUGUAUUGUCUCCUAGCUUUCUACUUACAAUGGCUAGAGUGAUGUCGCUGAGCUCAGAGUGGAUGUUCAGUGCGAUACAAGCAAAAUUGACUAACAAAGGAUAAUGUGUUAAUUUUUGGAUGUGUUUUUUUUAUUAUUGUGGUUAAUUCCUGAUGUGUUUCGUAACAUACUGUAGUUAAUUCAAUUUCCCAUGGUGCUAUAAAUUUGUAUUUCAGAGUUUUACUCUGGAAAGGCAUACUUCAUUGUAUCUGCAAACUGUUUCCUUGAUUAAAGAAAUACUCGUAUCAUG
Molecule: messenger RNA, 1771 nt
Organism: Myripristis murdjan (pinecone soldierfish)
Lineage: Eukaryota; Metazoa; Chordata; Actinopteri; Holocentriformes; Holocentridae
Gene: rs1a
Product: retinoschisin 1a
Exons: 6
Coding region: 80-790 (236 amino acids)
Cellular component (GO): plasma membrane
Molecular function (GO): signaling receptor activity
Source: RefSeq, a predicted model, not a curated record